This is a messenger RNA of Malurus melanocephalus (red-backed fairy wren), 3332 nucleotides long. RefSeq names its product ankyrin repeat and death domain containing 1B (gene ANKDD1B). Gene Ontology annotation, molecular function: protein binding. The record is from RefSeq and is a predicted model, not a curated record. The transcript has 15 exons. NCBI's taxonomy places the organism in Eukaryota, Metazoa, Chordata, Aves, Passeriformes, Maluridae. Gene Ontology annotation, biological process: signal transduction. The coding region runs from base 585 to 2105 and encodes 506 amino acids.
GCCCUGCCCCACUCCUGUGUUUCAGAGCCAACCCAUCAUUGGUUCUGAGGUUGAUGGACAGGCUGACCAUCAGGCCUGGGCCAAUUGCACAGGAUAGUUACCUGAUGAUAGUCAUCACCUCUGUGAUGACAUAUUUUGUUGUAUUUAAGAAGGAAUUCAAAACAAGAUAGAUGCGGCCGCCAUGUUAGCUUAAGUUGAGAGCAUGUAGUUUUAGUAUCUUGUACUGGAAAAAAAAACAGAGCAGGAGGGUGAGGAGAUGUAAGAAGGAAAAUGGAGACCUAAGAUCAGAACAGUAAGGAGAAGCUGUGCCUUUGCUGUGGUUCUCGACAAGCUGGAGGAGAUAAGUUGUUCUUGAAAAGGACUAUUUCCAUCAUAUUGAGAGAGACCUGUAUAGAGAAGUAAAGCGACCUUGCUGUGAGGAAAAAAAACCCUGGCCUUUUGAGGACYGGACUGUUUUGAUUAUGAAGCCAAGAAAUAGAGAAGAGGUUUGCUCCCCCCACAACGUUUUGAUGUAGAAGAAGCUGUGUUUUGUGUUCUGCCAGGAGGUUUGUGAUAAUCGGACUCACGUCACUGCAAAAAACAACAUGAGCCUUGAAGGACAUUUCUUUUCUUUUCUCCUGCGAGUAUUGCCAGAUGAGAGAGAAUUUCAGUAUGCYGCUAAAAGGAACAAUCUGGAUAUCAUGGAAAAGCUGUUUAAAAAGAAUGUUAAUAUAAAUGCUGUAGAUACUCUGAAGCGCACUGCAUUCCAUUUUGCUGUUGCGGGAGGCCAUUUGUCUGUGGURGAUUUUCUUCUUCAUCACAAAGCUAGACUUGACAUGGCAGAUCAGCAUGGCCUGACAGUGAUUCAUCUCGCAGCUUGGACUGGAAAUCUGGAUAUAAUGCGAAARUUAGUUAAAGCAGGUGCUGAUCAAAAGGCUAGGAAUGAGGAAGGAAUGAAUGUACUGCACUUUGCAGCUCAGAACAACAGCGUUAAAAUAGUUGAUUAUUUUCUCCAAGAUCUUCAUCUGAAUGACUUGAACAAACCUGAUGGGAAAGGUAAAAAGCCAUUUCUUCUGGCCUCUGAAAAAGGCCAUGUUGACAUGAUAAACAAUUUGAUUGCUCUGAAGCUAUUUACAUCUGAAAAGGAUAAGGAAGGAAACACAGCAUUGCAUUUGGCAGCCAAAAAUGGUCACAGUGAAGUUGUAGAAAUUCUGCUUGAACAGUGGGAGGAAAUAAAUGACCUCAAUCAGAAUGGAGAAACUCCAUUUUAUUUGGCUGUUAAAGGAGGUCAUGAAAAAUGUGCUGAACUCUUACUGGAGGCAGGGAGUGACAUCAAUGUUUUCACAAAGAACAAUAGCAAUGCUUUGCAGGUUGCAAUUCAGAAUGGGCAUCUAUCCUUGGUUACUUUUCUUAUUGAUAAGGAUAUUGACCUGGUUCCUAAACCCGAGCAGAAGAAUUCCCCUCUCCAUUUAGCAAUCAUCAGUAAUAAUCUACUGGUAGUGAAAAGCCUUUUGGAUGCCAAUCAUGACAUAAACUCCUUAAAUCACAGGCAGGAAACUCCUCUACAUCUGGCAGCUGAUCUUGGCAAUGUGGACUUGGUAGAUGUGCUGCUGAAGUCAGGCUGYGAUCUCAAGACUGUGGAUAAGCAUGGAAAAACUGCACUAGCCGUGGCAUCAAGGAGCCAUCAUGCUCUCAUUGUAGAUAUGAUCAUUAAAGCAGAAAGGUAUUAUGCCAUGAAACAGCUAGCUCAGAGUGCUCGUGGGCCAGACUUCAGUGUGUCCUUCAAACAAGAUCACAGUAUAGAGACCAAGCAAAUCCGUUCCUCCCUUUGGAAUCUAGCAUAUAACCAGUUAAAACCCCGUGAAUGGAAAAAAAUGGCCAUGUUCUGGAAGUUCACGGAUGAACAAAUUAAGGCUAUCGAAGAACAGUGGACAGGGAAAAAAAGUUACAAAGAGCAUGGAAACAGAAUGUUGCUCAUCUGGUUACAUGGUAUGUUGGUGGCUCAUCAGAAUCCUGUCAAACACAUAUAUGAAGAUCUGGUGGAAGCAGGAUUUCAGCCCUURGCUGAGAAGAUCAGAGCUUCAAUUAGCAUUGGCAUGGACUCCAGGAAAUGUGCAAUUUCAUGAGUUCAUCAAUAAAACAUGGUCUAUAUGAUAGAAUUACAUGCCAGAUGGAAAGUGGCUUUCAAAUACCUUUUUGGGAAACAAAAACCUUUUUUGAAGUUUUAAAGCUUUUUCCAGCCUAGAAGAACUUGCACUUCUGAAAUUAUUAAUUCUUUCUCAAAUGCUUGCAGCAUUUUAAUGCAGCAAUUUAAAGAAAUUAAGAGUGAAUGGUUGACUUGUAGUUUAUGAUUAUACUGCUAAGCAAGACUCACCACUUMCAAUUUUCUGACCUAACAUUGAUAAAAUAAUUCUGUAUUGGAACUGCAAAUUAAACUAUUUUAUGUUUGUCAUGAAAUGUAAAUAAAAUGUUUUCUACAUGAAAUUAAAUUUAGUAAGUGAAAAUUACRUGUAUAAAUUGAUUAACACUUCCAGAAAUAGGUUGGCACCUGGUCUCAUUUGGGAUUCAGAUUUUUAUAAUUUUUUUCCAGGAUUAUGAAAAAUCUUUCUUCUGCAGCAUUUGAUCUAUGUAGUGAAGAUAAAUGUCAUGUGUAAAACCAUAURUGGCUGCCUGGAGGGUCUUUUAUCAUGGCAUAACACUCCAAAAAGAAUAUUUGAUAUUAAUACUUAACACAUCUAGAAAUUAUUUACCUAUUUCUUGCUCAUAUUUUGAAUUAAUACUUGGUAGUGUCCUGCUGAAUAUGUUUAAAGGUUUUCUUAUUACUGAAUAUAUGUAAUAUYGGAAAAAUUAUGUAAAUGUCUAUAUUUGUGAUCUUUAUAACAUAGCAAUAGUUUWAUCAUGUAAUGGAAGAAUUGCCUUUUCUGUUUGCACAUAGCUAGCAUUAUUUUGCACUGAAUACUACCGUUUACGCUAGAAAGGUGAUCUGUCAUCUUAGUCUGAUYUCUUACUCCAAACUGCCUUCUUUGAUGCAGUGCAGAGCAUCCCGGGAGCAUAAAGAAUAGGCUGGUAAAUCCUAAUGUUUUGGAAGAAGGGAUCUAAAGCAYAAAUGCUUGGAACCCAACAAUAUUGAUCGAGUUCUGCAACAUUAGCUUGGAAAAUUAAAAUAUUUAAGACUUUGAUUGACUUGGUAUCUUAUGUGGCCCAAUCUGGACCCUGAGUGUGAAGGAUACACCAUGCUGUUUUUCAUUAAAGUACACUGUUGUAGGAUAUACUAAAGGUGCAUGUCAACUACACUUACUUGCAUAAGGAACUAAAAGUACUUGUAAGAAAAAUAAACUUCAUUUUCUCUUGAA